AUGAUAGUCACUACUACUACUACUACUAAUACUACUACUACUACUACUACUAAUACUACUACUACUACUACUACUACUACUACUACUACUACUACUACUACUACUACUACUACUACUACUACUACUACUACUGAAAUAGUAUCGCACUGUCAGCAAUUUCACCUCUCUCUAUCUGCAUUGAUUAUUAUUUAUUCAGAGCGGUUAAUAUUAAGACCGAUUUCAUUGGCUUAUUGGUAA
Messenger RNA from Schistosoma turkestanicum, 237 nucleotides. Lineage: Eukaryota; Metazoa; Platyhelminthes; Trematoda; Strigeidida; Schistosomatidae. The record is from the annotation of a GenBank genome assembly.